Messenger RNA from Dovyalis caffra, 300 nucleotides. The record is from the annotation of a GenBank genome assembly. Lineage: Eukaryota; Viridiplantae; Streptophyta; Magnoliopsida; Malpighiales; Salicaceae.
AUGUAUUCUACUUGUAUAAGCAAUGUGAGUUAUUUUGAUUACUCUAAGUGUGAUUUAGUUCAUAAAGUUUUCGAUGCGAUGAGAAAGAGAGAUGUUGUUGCUUGGAAUAAUGUGGUUUCGUGUGUAAGAGAUUUUAUGAAUGUUGAUGUUCUUUAUGGGAUGCUUGUUAAAAUGGGUAGUGAAUAUGUGAAUGACUUAUUUGUUGUGAGUUCAUCAAUAUUCAUGUUUGCGGAGCUUAGACGUGUUGAUUUUGCUAGGAAGGUUUUUGACCAUUGUGUGGAGGAGAAUACGGAAAUCUAG